AUGGCUGGAGUGCUCAAGAAAUAUGAGCUCGAAGCAAAGCUCAAGGAUGAGCACAAACUGAUUGAGCAGGGGAUCCUCCGCGAUGAGAACCCCCUCGAUCUGACUUCAGACUUCACCAAGUUCCUGGGCGCAUGUAGGAAAGGAGAUCUCAAGACGUGUCAAGAGCUGAUAUCAAACGGUGUUAAUAUCAACGGCAAGGAUGCUUUCGACUACACUCCUCUCAUCAUCGCCAGCCUCUGCGGCCACUUUGAGCUCGUCCAGCUUCUAUUGGAAUCAGGUGCGCUCGCGGAGAGGAAUACUUUCCAGGGCGAAAGAGCCGUGUACAACGCUUUGAAUGACAGGAUAAGAAACCUGCUCCUGUCUUAUGAUUACUCAAAAUCCACCGAUCCGCUGCAGCCUUGGUCGUCGCACAUAACGUCCUUGCUAACACGGCAAAUACCAAAGACUGCAGAUAUUACGUUGACAUCUGGGUCGGAAUCCCUGCACCUGCACAAGUUCUUGCUGUCAGCAAGGACACCAUAUUUCAGAGCAAAAUUGGCAGAUGCUCCUGAGACGACACAGUGGAAACUGUCCAGUGCAGUGCCGGUUGAGGCUUUCCAGCUUGUAGCUCAGUACCUCUAUCUUGGCGAACUUCCCAGAGAAUUGGUUGACCCUCGCAGCUCAACCUCCGAAGAGGAGGUUUUCAAAGGCAUCGACAAGAUCAGCAAGCAGCUCGAGGUCGAGAAUUUCUGGGAGACGGCAUUGACGCUGGACGAUCGAAGGCUGGCGAGGCAAAGGUAUCAGGACGAGAUCCAUAGGGCACAGGAACAGGUAGAGAGCUUUUUCCAGGAGCAUGUCGUGCGGCACAAGAUGGUCGUGGAUACGAAGAAGGUCAACGAAAUCAAGUGGAAGGUUGACAAUUCCAUCUUUGCCGACUGCUUACUACGGGCCGACGAGGAAGAUGGAGGCGAUGAAGAUGAAGGCGACGACGAACAAGAGACGGCGACAAUCGGGGCAAAUGGCAUCCCGAUUGGUCCCGCAUCGGAAACGUCAAACCCAAAGGAUACAAACCGCAAGUCCAGGAAGUCAACCGUAUUUCCCGUGCACAAGGCCAUGUUGAUCAGGUCACCAUAUUUUGAAACCAUGUUUUCAAGCGAGUUCCUCGAGGCGCAGGAAUCGGAGCAUCUCCACAUCAUCAAGGUCGACUGUACACCAGAGGUCCUUGAGAUCAUCCUGACAUUCAUGUACACGGAGAAAUCCGACUGCCCGCUGGAACUCGCCUUGGAACUGCUUUACACGUCAGAUAUGCUGCUGAUGGACCGGCUCAAGAGCAAAGCGGCGCAGGCCAUCAGCACGCUCGGCAGCGCAACGGGGAACAUCCUCGUGGACCGCACCCACUCCGAAGGUCACAAGGAGCAGGUCGAGGUCGAGCCAAUCAAUGUGUACGAUGUUAUUCAUGCGGCUUGGGACCUCCGGGUGCAGCGGCUGGAAGAGUUUGCCGCGCGUUACCUCGCGUACCGGCUGGAAGACUACAUCGAUGAGCCCGAGUUCGCAGAGCUCAUCCAGGAGUCUGCGUCGAGGCUGAAGCUGAGGCAGGAGACUGACACGAUUGAGCUACUAGAUGAUAUUCGGUAUUACCUCUCGGAGCGUUUCCGCCUGAGAUUCGAGGACGCCGGGUUAGAUGAGAUGCUCGACGAGGAGGGUGAGAUCCGGCCUGAGGCUGUGGAGGGGCUCGUCGCUGCCAACGGAGAGAGGCUCGAGGCCACCAAGGAAACAGGCACAAACGGGGCCGCGCCAGAAGUGGCGGCUGCCAUUGUUGAAGACGCUUCUCCAGGCAACGAAGGUGGUGGUGGCGGCGGCGCUGGUGGUGUUAGGACUCUGGAGGGAGAAGUCGUCGAUGAUGAGUUUGAUCUAGAUGCGAUGAACUACCAGAUCCUUCUCAGGAAAAUCGAUAAUAUGCUAGAGGGGCUAAAGCUAGAUGCAUAA
Messenger RNA from Diaporthe amygdali, 1965 nucleotides. Its product is annotated as btb poz domain-containing protein. The transcript is spliced from 2 exons. Gene Ontology annotation, molecular function: protein binding. NCBI's taxonomy places the organism in Eukaryota, Fungi, Ascomycota, Sordariomycetes, Diaporthales, Diaporthaceae. Gene Ontology annotation, cellular component: cytoplasm; ubiquitin ligase complex. Bases 1 to 1965 code for a protein of 654 amino acids. The record is from RefSeq and is a predicted model, not a curated record.